Messenger RNA from Parasteatoda tepidariorum (common house spider), 882 nucleotides. NCBI's taxonomy places the organism in Eukaryota, Metazoa, Arthropoda, Arachnida, Araneae, Theridiidae. The record is from RefSeq and is a predicted model, not a curated record.
AUGAGUGAUUUAAAAACUGAACUUAGUAUUCAUGUAUUUCGUGAUGCCAGUAAACUCGCAUACAGCACAGUUAUAUUCCUUCGAAAGGUCCAAGAAGAAAAAGAGAUUGUGGAUAAAUUGAUACUCGAGAGAUACUUGAAGUCUUUACAUGCUGGAGUACAAUUUGUGUUGGCUGAUAUCAGACAACAUUUUUGGAUCUUGAGAGGGAGAAAAAUCCUCCAAAGAGUGAUCUUGAAAUGGGUUCGAUGCAGAAGACAUGAUUCAAGGGGAGUGGAAUCUGUGCCAACUACCUUACCAGAAGAUAGAAUUCGCGAUUCUUUGGUAUUUGAAGUUUCUGGGGUAGAUUUAGCAGGCCUACUUCAUUUGAAAGAUGGCAAAAAAGCUUGGAUUCUCCUGUUUACUUGCGCCGUAUAUCGAGCCGUGCAUCUGGAACUCAUUCGAAGCCUGACAGCAAGCUGCUUCAUUUUAGGUUUCAGAAGAUUCAUUGCUCGACGAGGACGGCCCAAAAUAAUGUAUAGUGACAAUGGAAGUAAUUUCGUUGGAACGGAUAAACUGUUGAAAUCAAUUGAUUGGGAUAAAAUCAUUAAUGAUGCUUCAAUAUUCAGGAUACAGUGGAAAUUCAACCCUCCCACUGCAGCAUGGUGGGGUGGGCGAGUUUUAGGAAAAGCCUGUCUCAUGUAUGAAGAAAUGUCAACUAUUUUGUGCGAUGUCGAAGCUGUUAUCAACGGCAGGCCUCUUACUUACAUUUCAGAAGAUUCAAAGGACUUACUCCCACUCACCUCAUCAAUGUUCAUUCAAGAUAUACGAGACUUCGGUGUACCAGAUUUAGACCACAUAGAUACUGUUAGCAUCACAAAAAGAUGGAAAUAUCAACAAUCUUGA